GGUGGGGGUAUGAGGAAGGGGGAUAGGUAGGUCAGUGAGGUGAAGUUGGAACUGUUUGUUGCGCAUAUAUAAAGACCGAGUAGACGUUUUCUUUUUGUUGUUGUUUGCUUGCUUCAAUUCCUCAUUGAUUGAUCAAGCGAUCCAGUAACCAAGAGAUAAAAGUGCAAUUAUCACUUCUAAGACUAAACUGCUCGAGGGAUUCAUAUCACAUCACAUCAGAAACUACACAAUGGCUUCAAAUAGACCUUUAGAGGGCAAACUUGCUAUCAUUACUGGUGCUUCUAGAGGAAUCGGAGCUGCAAUUGCCGAAAACCUCGCAUCAAAGGGCGCCAACCUUGUCUUAAACUACACAUCCAAUUCCUCCGCUACUCUCACCACUGCGCUCUCCAAGAAGCUUGAAGAAAGCCAUAACAUCAAAACUUUCAUCGUCCAAGCCGAUGUAUCUGAGAAAUCCGGCGCAGACACCAUCAUCAGCACCACUAAAUCCCAUUUCUCAGAUGCCACCGGAAAAUUUCAAAUCGAUAUUCUGGUAAAUAAUGCAGGUGUGUCUCGAAACACACCCAUCCCAGACAUCACAAUCGAUGACUUCAACUGGCAAUAUAAAAUCAACGUGCUUGGUCCUCUUCUUCUCCUACAAGCCGCACUAGACUAUCUUCCCCACGAUAGAUCCGGCCGCAUCAUUAAUCUCGGUUCCGUCUCUAGUUCCGAGGGUUUCUGGGGCCAAACGGUAUAUGGUGGUACCAAAGCAGCUGUAGAUGCCAUGACACGAACCUGGGCACGCGAAUUGCAUGAUCGCGUAACCGUAAACUCCAUUAAUCCAGGUCCUGUGAAGACAGAUAUGUGGGCAGGUACCACUGCGGGAUUCAAGAAGGAGCUGAAACCUUGGAUUGAAAGUACUCCGGGAAGCAAAAUCAGGCCGGAGUUGGAUGACCAGGAUUUGGUGGAUGAUGCGCCAAAUGCUGGAGGCAGACCAGCUUAUACUUCUGAGAUUGCGGGGAUCGUGGGCAUGUUAUGUACGAGUGAUAGUCAAUGGUGUACUGGACAGGUUGUAUGUGCGAAUGGUGGAAUGGUUUUAAGAUAGUGUUGUUGAUGUGUAGUUUUGGGAAUGAAGUCUUGAUUCGUGAAUAGUUGAUAGUGGAUAGAUUCUAGGCAGAUUCUAAUUGGAUAUCAGUAUGACCAUGCAUAUUGAAAAAGUCAAUACUGUGUCUUGUUGGACUUAGCAGACAUUUUUAUCUGCCAUGAAAGUGGGAAAUCAUGAAUCGAAACCAAUCCGUCAUUAUUAACCCCUGAUUUUCGACAGAUGUCAUUUGGUAUGAUCUCGCUAGGUCGAGGGCGAUAGACAUAUCAAGUUCGGAUGAAUAUGUGCGAAGCUUUCUUUAUAUGUAUGGAGAAUAACUUUUGGGGCUGAAGAUACAAAGAUUUCUGAGGAGUUGACGUGGAACGAGAACCUCUCGGAUAUUCUUUAAUGCUAAGGUAACGAUGACGUUAUAAGAUUGCAUCGAUAUCUGGCCCCGUCAAUAACGUAUAAUAUUUUGAUGAAGUCGUCGCUUGUUUGCGACUGGAACUUUAUAGUGAAUUCGGUGGUAUAGGGAGGAUGAUAAUGAUAUCUUUUGGGAUGGAAUCGGUCGGCUUCGAGUCCGGCAUGAUUCGGGUCAACUCGACGGUUCUCGGGUGGCGAUCUGUUUUUAGGAUGAAGAAUCGGCACACUGGUGCUCGAACUUGUUUAAGAUUCGGAGGAAUUUCAUUCGUCGACACAUUCCCAGAUUGCCGCUGUUUCCUAUCGAAAUGUACUUUUCUUUGGCCGUGAUAUUACAAGAGGGUUCCGAUUGUCAUUUGUCGAUGUGUAGAUGAGGUUCACGUCUUACGUGGCACCAUAGAAUAUAUGCACAUUCUAUGGUCCUUCCGAGAGGCACCUCGUUUUUGCGCCUGACACCACAAAAAUUUCACUAUCUUGUUCGACGCAAAUCAGCAGACUAAUCUCAUCAAUUGAUGCUUAGUGAUCCGUUCUUUAUUAGCGAAAGUUGCAUGAUGAAUGGAUCAAGGCGGAAGUGGUCA
This is a messenger RNA of Botrytis cinerea B05.10, 2055 nucleotides long. RefSeq lists its product as hypothetical. Gene Ontology annotation, molecular function: oxidoreductase activity, acting on the CH-OH group of donors, NAD or NADP as acceptor. Bases 230 to 1081 code for a protein of 283 amino acids. The transcript has 2 exons. NCBI's taxonomy places the organism in Eukaryota, Fungi, Ascomycota, Leotiomycetes, Helotiales, Sclerotiniaceae. The record is from RefSeq and is a predicted model, not a curated record.